Entamoeba nuttalli P19 is the source of this 795-nucleotide messenger RNA. Its product is annotated as nucleosome assembly protein, putative. The transcript has a single exon. Gene Ontology annotation, cellular component: nucleus; chromatin. Bases 1 to 795 code for a protein of 264 amino acids. Gene Ontology annotation, molecular function: chromatin binding; histone binding. Gene Ontology annotation, biological process: nucleosome assembly. NCBI's taxonomy places the organism in Eukaryota, Evosea, Mastigamoebida, Endamoebidae. The record is from RefSeq and is a predicted model, not a curated record.
AUGUCAAUUCAUUCCAUAGAUAAAAUUAAUAAAGUCAUUUUAAGUAAAAACAUUGAUGAAUAUAUUGAUAUAGUUGGUGGUGAAGUUAAUGAGAAUUUAGAAGAAUUAAAAAAAAUUGAUAAAGAAAUUGGAGAAAAAGAAAUUGAAUAUCAAAUUGAAUGUUUAAAACUUGAACAAGAAAGUGAAAAAGACAUUCAAGAAAUACUUAAAAUUCGAAGAGCAAUUAUUAAUGGAACAAAACAUCGAACAAAUGAUGGGAUACAACAAUGUGGAAUUUCUAAUUUUUGGAUUGAAGUAUUUAAUGAAGUUGGAUUAAUGGGAAAUUUAGAAGUGACUAAAGAAGAAAUUGAUAUACUUCAAUCAUUAAUUGACAUUGAAAAACAUAUUAAAGAAAUCAAACGAAAUGAAGGAAAAGAAGAAGUUUAUGUUAAUAUUCACUAUAAAUUUCUAUUUAAAGAAAAUGAAUUUCUUUCUAAUUCAAUAUUUGAAUUUGAAUUAGAACAUUGUAUUAAUCGGUAUGGUAUUAUUAUUGAAGAAACUAGAAAUUAUAUACCAUUAAGUCAUUUUAACUGGAAAAAACAAAUUAAAGAGAAAAGAAUGUUUGAUCUUCUUGAAAAUGGUGGAAAAAAUCUUCAUUGUUAUUUACAUGAAGCAUUAAAUAAUAUUGAUUUUGGUGCAAUUGAUAUGUUUUUUGGAAUUAAUACACAAAAUCUUUUUCUUGACUCAUUUAGUAUAAGUGAUGAUGAAAAUGAUUGUAGUGAUGAUGAUGGAUGUGUUGAUUAUGCAACUCAUUAA